Molecule: messenger RNA, 548 nt
Organism: Carlito syrichta (Philippine tarsier)
Lineage: Eukaryota; Metazoa; Chordata; Mammalia; Primates; Tarsiidae
Product: teneurin-1-like
Exons: 3
Biological process (GO): heterophilic cell-cell adhesion; neuron development
Cellular component (GO): neuron projection
Molecular function (GO): protein homodimerization activity; protein heterodimerization activity; cell adhesion molecule binding
Source: RefSeq, a predicted model, not a curated record
UGUUUCAGAAGGGACGGGCGAUAGACACUGGAGAAGUGGACAUUGGUGCACAGGUCAUGCAGACCAUUCCACCUGGCUUAUUCUGGCGUUUCCAGAUUACUAUCCACCAUCCAAUAUAUCUGAAAUUCAAUAUUUCUUUAGCCAAGGACUCUUUGCUGGGAAUUUAUGGCAGAAGAAACAUUCCACCUACACACACACAGUUUGAUUUUGUAAAACUAAUGGAUGGCAAACAGCUGGUCAAGCAGGACUCCAAGGUCUCUGAUGAUACUCAGCACUCUCCUCGGAACCUGAUCUUAACUUCACUUCAGGAAACAGGUUUCAUAGAGUAUAUGGACCAAGGCCCUUGGUACCUGGCAUUUUACAAUGAUGGAAAAAAGAUGGAGCAAGUAUUCGUGUUAACUACAGCAAUCGAAAUAAUGGAUGACUGUUCAACCAAUUGCAAUGGAAAUGGAGAGUGUAUCUCUGGCCACUGUCAUUGUUUCCCUGGAUUCCUUGGACCUGACUGUGCUAGAGGUAAUGUUGUUAUUCUCAUUGGUUUAGGGAAAUAG